AUCGUUGUUUCGCUAUCACUGACAUUGUUUUUCUCUUAUUUUUAGUUAAUUUAGUUUUUCAUGUUAAAUUUGUGCAUAAAUAUUGCAAAACCUAAUUUUUUGCUUAUUGGGGUGGCUGGUGAGAACGUAAAGAGCAAAAGGCAUCGCCCCUAAUUUUUAUUUCCACCAUUUGGGUUCAAUUUUUCUACUAUGCUGUAUGUUGGUGUUUUCAUAUCCAUUUUUUCGAGAGGAGGAAACUAAAAAUACAUUUUUCCCAGACAGACACCUGGUGUUUUUUCGCACAUAACUAAAAUAUUGUUUUAUUAUUGAAUAAUGGAUGCUGCCAAAUCGUCAUCGGUGGCAAGUAAAAUGCUUGAAGAGGCGCUCUUCCAAAUGGAUGGCAUUAUAAAGCAACAGGGUGGUGAGAACCAAACACAACAGGAUCAAUCGAAUAUAAAAACUCCUCCGGGCAACGGAAGUUGUAACAUUCUAGAACGAAGUGUCAUAUCAAAUGCAAAUGUUUUGUCAACAGCAAAAACUUUGGCCCUAGCAUUGCAACAGGUUGGACUGGCUGCCCCUACACCCGAUACCGUCACGGCAGUUAUUAUUGCCGAUUGGCUCGAUCCCCAUAUACCACGACAAGAAGACGACGAGCGCAUUAGACGCUUGCAGCGGGACAAAGAGUCAUUGGCUUUACAAUACCAAAUGGUGGCAGACAAAUUGUGCGAACAGGCCGAUCGCAUUGUUGAACUUGAAGGCUUGUUGGCAGAGAAAAACCAACAGCUGAGUGCCAAAGAUGAACUGUUGCAACGGCAAUUAUGUACGCGAUCGGAAUUGGAAACUCAAAAGCUGGAGCUAAUGUCAGCCUUAAGCGAAUUGAAGCUACAUAGAGCUGCGUUGGAAAGAGAAAACAUGGAAUUGAAAAAUUUUGAGAAUAUGACAAUAACCCAGGAGCCUUUGAGGCGCAUAGUUGCUCCUUUUGGUAGUUUGGGAAAUUUAAACCAGGCUUCCGGCCAAGCACCAAAAACACCACCGUCAUCGUUACGUCAUCAGAUACAUCCGUUAUAUCACAGCCUACCCAGAUCACAAUGCCAUAAGAACAACAAUAAACCAAAACUACCCAUUAAUCCCCACCACAAUAACAAUAACAACAACAAUAAUAAUAGCAAUACCACAAACAACAACAGCAAUAAAUCAUUUGACAAUAACACCACCACCACCACCAUCGCAAGUGCGAGCAAACAGCGAAACGUUGUAUUUGCCUCGAAUGAAAAAAUACUCAUUGAUGAUGAUUGUGGCCACAGUGGAACACCCGACAUCAUGUACGGCAGUUAUAUCUCACAGUCAAACACCAAUUCAACGCCCUCUCCAACUUUGAAGGAAAGAUCUGCCAAAGGCUUUCGUAAUAUAUUUGGAAAAUUGAGGCGCAGCAAUAGCGGCAAUUUGGAAUUUCCGGCCUUGGAACAAGCCGAACCCGAAUUCCGCAGGGGAGAUCGAGCCAGAGCAACAGCCGGUGGUCGCAUAGAGUGGUCAACGCAGGCACCACAAAACUCCACAAAUUGCAAUUCAUAUAAAAAUUGGUCUGAGUGGUCUGCACAGGACAUCUGCAAUUGGUUGAGCGGUGAAUUGGGCCUGCAAUGCUAUGAAGAAGAUUGCAGAAAAUGGCUAAAAAAUUAUCCAGCGUCUUGCUUUUUUAAAGCAUCACCAGUGGAUAUUGAAAAAGAGCUAAAUUUAAAGUCUCCAUUGCAUCGCAAGAAAAUAGUAUUGGCCAUUGAUGAACUUUGCGGCAAGGAGGAAGAUGUGUUGGCCCAGAAGGCAGCCCACUUAGAUAUGGGUUGGGUAGUCCGUUGGUUAGAUGAUAUAGGUUUGCCACAGUAUAAAGACAAUUUUCUGCAGGCUAAAGUUGAUGGGCGUAUGCUGCAUCGUCUGACCAUGGAAGAUCUGGCCCAUCUACAGGUUACAUCAUGUCUUCAUAUAGCCUCCUUGAGGAGAGGCAUACAGUGCAUGCGAGAAAUGGAAUGGAAUCCCGAAUGCCUAAUCAGACGCUCUACCAAGGUGCCUAAGCGCAACAGCUCGGAUAAUCCAGACGAACAAAUGGACAAAAACGAUGAGCUGGAUACAAGCUUGGAGUACAUUGCCUUAUGGACGGCGCAUCGUGUCAUGGAAUGGUUGCGUGUUGCAGACUUAUCCGAAUAUGCUCCAAAUCUGCGGGGCGCCGGGGUGCAUGGUGGCCUCAUGCGCUAUGAGCCACGAUUUAAUGCAGAAUUACUGGCCGAUCUGUUAAGCAUACCGCCCAGUAAAACACUGCUGAGACGCCACUUGGCUACACACUUUAAAGAGCUGCUAGGCCGAGACGUCAUUCAAGGCAAACGCGACGCGGAGGCCCAACCCAGUUAUCAACCACUAACUAUAACGGCCAAAAUAAAACCACCCAAAAAGACCCAGUUCUCUUUGAAGAGAAGAAAAUCUACCAAAGGUCUGACUUGCGGCGGCACCGAAAUCGAAUGGACAGACUAUGUAUGUCCCAUGACCAAUACAAACGAACAACAUAACAAUUCGAACACUUCAUCGUCUACAAAUUCGACAAGUAAUUGAAGGCAAUUGCGUAAAUCGUAUUCAUAUUCUAUUUAAGCUACAUACGUAUAUAACCAUAAUAAUAUUUAAUUUAAUAUUUUCUUCUUCAAAUUUGCUACUAACUACUAAUUUCUAACAUUUCAUACAUAAUCAACAACAACACUGGUUGAUCAAAAAACAAAAAGCUCUUUUCCUGUUUCACAUACACACCAACAACACAUGCAUACAUACAAACUUAUGAUAGAACCAAUGUGUGUCUUCCAAAAGCGCGUUUCACAAAACCAAGUUUUGUCACACGCUUUUGCUCAACGUAAACAAACGAAAACCAAAACCAAAACGAAAGUAUUCCCAAGCAUUUUGAAAAAAAAUUAGCAACCAUCACGUGAAAAAAAGAAUACCUACAAACCUAGUGGAAAACGCAGAAAAUAGGAGAGAAAAAACAAAAUUAUCAUAGACCUAAGACCCAGUUCAGCACCCUAUAGAGAAGCAAUCAUAUCGUUUUUUGAUAUUUUAGAUAAAAGCAAAACAUAACACGAACAAAUGCUCAUUACCCUAUACCGUAAGAGUAUUUCACCGAAAACCUACCUACCUAACGUAGUGAAAACGACAUUUAACACUUACCACCACCUUAAUUUAUUUUAUUUACGAUAUAAACAUUUUUUUAUAGUUAUAUAUAUAUAUUGUUUUUGAUUUAUAUGCAUUUAGCUACCAAUGCCAACACCAACAAGAAAAUAACAACAAAAACUCACGUUUAAAAACCUACCUGCAGCAUUGACCAACAAAAAGUUGUAUUUUUUCGCAUUUUAAGAGUUUAUUUCUUGUUUUUUCUUUCUUUCUUCUUCUUUUAUCUUUAUCUUGAAGAAUAAUAACAACAUCGUAAAAGUGUGUAACAUACAAAAUUAACAAUUUAAGCUAUAGUAGUAUAAUUACCCCCGCAUUUAAGUUUAAUUUUCAUUUACGAAAUACCAUUUUACGUUCCCCCUUUCGAAAAACCAAACAAACCAAAACAUUAUUUUUGUUAAUGUAAAAAAAAGAAACGAAAUAGAAACAAAUAAAAAGAACAACAUUACAACCUUAACACUUAAA
This is a messenger RNA of Stomoxys calcitrans (stable fly), 3639 nucleotides long. RefSeq lists its product as uncharacterized. Bases 313 to 2574 code for a protein of 753 amino acids. Gene Ontology annotation, biological process: neuromuscular junction development. The record is from RefSeq and is a predicted model, not a curated record. Gene Ontology annotation, cellular component: presynaptic active zone. Gene Ontology annotation, molecular function: protein binding. NCBI's taxonomy places the organism in Eukaryota, Metazoa, Arthropoda, Insecta, Diptera, Muscidae. The transcript is spliced from 3 exons.